This is a messenger RNA of Akanthomyces muscarius, 1824 nucleotides long. RefSeq lists its product as uncharacterized. Lineage: Eukaryota; Fungi; Ascomycota; Sordariomycetes; Hypocreales; Cordycipitaceae. The record is from RefSeq and is a predicted model, not a curated record. The transcript has a single exon. Bases 1 to 1824 code for a protein of 607 amino acids.
AUGCGACUACUUAAUACUCGCAGCCUGGAGCUCGAGUUCUUUGCGGGCGGGGACAUACCACCCUAUGCCAUCCUAUCGCAUACGUGGGAGCCUGGCGAGGUUACUUUCCAGGAACUGCAAGGCAACUUUUACAAUGCGUCCUCGCAAGGAUGGGUCAAGAUUCGACGGAGCGCACAGCUGGCGGCCGCGCAGGAGCUCGCUUACAUAUGGAUUGACACCUGCUGCAUCGACAAGUCCAGCAGCGCAGAGCUCUCCGAGGCCAUCAACUCCAUGUUUCAGUGGUACGAAAUGGCCGCCGUCUGCUACGUCUAUCUCUCUGAUGUGGUCGCGGGUCAGGACCCCGUAGAUUUUGCUGCCAGCAGCGGUCGAGGCAGCAGUCGCUGGUUUAGCAGAGGCUGGACGCUGCAGGAGCUCAUUGCCCCGCGCCAAGUCGAGUUCUACAAUGGCGACUGGCAGGGCAUGGGAACGCGGGCCGCUUUGAGCUCGGCCAUUCGUGCCGUGACUGGCAUCCCGGCGGACAUUCUGUCCUUUUCGCCCACGACCGCUACCGCAAGCGUCUCGCGCUUGUUGGAGCUCACGUCCGUUGCCGAGCGGAUGAGCUGGGCGGCGAAGCGCGUGACGACGCGCGAGGAGGACACGGCCUACAGCCUCCUGGGGCUCUUUGACAUCAACAUGCCGCUUCUCUACGGCGAAGGCCGCGCCAAGGCAUUUCGGCGUCUCCAGGAAGAAAUAAUUCGCGCCACCGACGACGAGUCCAUCUUUGUCUGGCGCCUCGACGAGGAGCCACCCGCCAGCAACCCAUUCUGCGGGCUCCUCGCCGACGGCCCGGAGCGGUUCGGGCUCUUCACCGAUCUCGUGCCGCGGCGCUCGCGUUACCUGUCCACCAAGUCGAAGCGCAGUACGAGCAUCGUCUCGCGGCUCGGCGUGCAGAUUGAUCUGCCACUGACGCCGUUCCCCUGCGACGCGUCGGGAACCAUCUUCCUGGCGCUGCUGGCGUGCGACAUGCGGCGCGACGCCACCGAGGCGCUAUUCACGCCGGCGAUCCUGCUGCAGCGCACCGCGCACGCCGACGAGACGCGGUUUGUGCGCGUGCGCGCGGAUCUCGUCCCGCUGUGCAUGAUGAGCCGCGUCGUGGCGCCGCGGAAGCUGACGAGCCUCAUCACGGAGCUGCAGAGGCGGCAGAUGCCCGACGACGGCAUCCACAAGGAGGACUACUAUGUCGGGAAUAUCGUGUUCAAGACGGUAAAGCCCAUGAGCAUCUUUGUGCCGACGACGCUCGCGCCGUCGCUAACGCCCAACGGCAUAUUGCUGUUUCCGGAGCUGCAGGACGAGGGAGGAGGCUCGGGGAGGGCGACCGCGGUCAGGGUGGCGUCGCGGUCGCCGACGUGGCACGUCUUCUCGGAGAACAUUGACUGCUACGAGGUCAACUUCCGCGUCAACCCCGUGCCGGCCGUCGAGAACAUGACGGGCCCGGUGGUGUGCGGCGCGGUGGAGCUGCUGCUGGAUCACGACUCGCCGCUCGCGGGCCUUGGCGGUCCGCUCGCGGGUAUGGUCGGCGGAAGAGCCAAGAAGGCGACGCGCGUGUGUCUGGUGGCCGGGCUGGAGCCGCUGCCGGCGAACCCGUUUGGCACGCCGGGGCUGUAUGCGGUGCCGUGGCACGCGUUUGAGGAGCCGAGCAAGGUGGAGAGCGGAGAUCUGGAUGGCGUCAAGGACAAGAACACGAGGGCGCUGGAGCUGAUGCAACCGUAUGGGGUGAGGGUGGAAUUCGGGUUCAUAGUGCGGUACUCGUGGUUGUUUUAUCACUUGCAGCUGAUGCGGUGCUAG